AAAGGUAAUGAAAUCAAGAUAAAUGACUGCUAGUUUGAUUUUUUUAUAGCAAAGAAUAACUGAAAAAAACCGUAAGGACAACUUGUUGUUGGCCACACAGGUCCGCUGUGCAAAAAAGGUUGUGUACCACGGCUUUAACAUACCGAAUGAUUUACGGUCUUUAUUCAAGCAUCGUUUCCGGUUAUAGCAAAAUUACAAUCUAUUAAAAUAUAUUGACGUUUACAAAAAUGACACUAACCUCCGUUAAUGAAGUACGUAAUAAUCACACCACAGAUUUAUGGACAUAUAUGUUGAGUAUUAGCAGUAAGAAUGACUCUCAUCCAGUCAUUUAAAUUAGAGCGAGCAGAGGUGUGAUUUAUUUUGAAAUUCAUCUUGAAUGCGAGUAGUUUCGUUCCUACUGUCAACUUAACUUAUUGAGGCUGGGUCACGCUCCGUAGCAACCGGUUUGCUUGUUUUGUGCAUCGGAACAUUUGUUGGUUUGAUAUGGAGGCGCCUGGCGAAGAAGCCCACGUUGGGCGCCUAGCGGGCACCAAAUAACUCCAGCAUUGUGAGAGGCUGCAAUCGACCGGAUGUCAGAGACAGAUCCAUGGGCCAGAAGAAUCAUGCGGAAGCAGGAGCUGGCUGCUUCCUUGACCUGCAGCUCGAGUAUCUCCAUGUAGCAGGGCCUGACUGGCAGGCUGGCAGCGCCGACGGGCUCCCUGCCAUGGACCAGCAGGGGGAGAGUGACACCAGCACCAACGUGACCCCCCUUGCUACCGUGGCAGAGGAAGGUGCUUGUUCCGACAUUGAAGGCAAGCCACAAGCUUCUCCCACUGCCACACCUACUGGUGACAUCAACAUAAACAUAGAAGAUAGCUGCUCAAUUCACAGCAAGAGCUCUCACCAGCCGCUCUGUCGAACCCAGUGUGUGGAUUUGGGGACUGAAGGACCACCCGAGUCGCUAGUCGAACUUUCGUCAGUGGUCCAACAAGACAUCCCUGCCCUGUUCCAACACCCACCAGUAUCUCAGACAAACCUCUCCAAAUCCGAUCAGACAUCCACUGUUAUCGACAAGCAGUAUCAGGCCAAACUUGAUUUUGCACUCAAGCUGGGCUACUCUGAGGAGACAGUGCGGGUGGUCCUUUCCAAGCUGGGGCCACGCACUUUGAUCAACGACAUAUUGGGAGAGCUGGUCAAACGGGGCUCUUCAGAAGGCAAGCAGCCAAUCGGGUCGUCUGCCUCCACUUCAACGUCAUCGUCAUCUUGUUCCUCUUAUAGUUCCUCCGAUUUUUCGUCAGCUCCGGGAUUUGACUCACCGUGCCCGUCUGACCCAGUGUGUGACCACGAAAACCUUCGGCCCAUUGUGGUGGAUGGCAGUAAUGUAGCCAUGAGCCAUGGCAACAAGGAGGUGUUUUCCUGCCAGGGCAUCCAGCUAGCUGUUGACUGGUUUUUAGAACGGGGCCACCAUGAUGUCACAGUUUUUGUUCCCGCAUGGAGGAAGGAGCAGUCACGACCUGAUGCCCCAAUAAAAGACCAAGAGAUCUUGCGGCGACUGGAGAAGGAGAAGAUCCUCGUGUUCACUCCUUCACGCCGUGUGCAAGGUCGUCGGGUGGUCUGUUACGAUGACCGCUUCAUCGUCAAGCUAGCUUACGAGUCGGACGGCAUCAUCGUCUCCAACGAUAACUACAGAGACCUCUCCAAUGAGAAACCGGAAUGGAAGAAGUUCAUUGAUGAGCGACUACUCAUGUACUCCUUUGUCAAUGACAAAUUCAUGCCACCAGACGACCCACUCGGCCGACAUGGCCCCAGCUUGGACAACUUCUUGAGGAAAAGACCUGUGGUGCCUGAACAGAAGAAACAGCCUUGUCCAUAUGGAAAGAAGUGCACUUACGGCCACAAGUGUAAGUACUACCACCCAGAGAGAGGCGCUCAGCCGCAACGCGCCGUGGCUGAUGAGCUGCGGGCCAGUGCGAAAACUUGCAAUACCACCAAGAACCAGGUCGACGCCGGGCUGGUGAAGAGCCACAGUGUGCCGGGUGGCAACAUCGAGGCAAAGAAAGGUGUGGCAAAGCGUCAGUCUGACCCUGGUGGCCGAGCUCUCUCGUACAGCGAUGCAGAGGAGAAGCUGGCAGCAAACGAUAUGAGAGAAAGCCAGGGGGCCGCCGUGUCUGGUGCAGUCAGUAAUUGCAGAGGAAUGGCAAGCAUGCCUGUAGCUUCAGGAGUCCAGCCUUCCCUCCCUCAUCAGGACCAACAUUCCCAAGCAGGCACGCAUCAGUGUGUUCCACCAGCCUUCUGUCACGACCUCUUUCCUCACUGUGAGUCCCCAGACUUGGGCUACUACUCAGUGGCACACGCCUACAGCAACCUGCGCAUCUCAUCCAGGCAGAGCCCAGACGGUCGCUUCCCGCACGACGGCGACCUGCGGCUUGGCUCUAUGGGAUCAGCCGGCUCCGAAUGUGGCAGUGAAAGCAGCACAAGUUGUGGUAGCAGCUGCGACUCGUACAGCGAUCGGUCCUGUCACGCUUGCCAGGAUAGCUUGCUUGAUGACAUUGGCCAUUACCCGAACCACCACAGUCGACCAUAUUUUCACCAGGCUGCAGGAAGUCAUGAACUGUGCAACUUACAUGUGGUCGAUUACACAAAUGUUGCACACAGUAAAGUGACGAACUCGGGAGCACACAGCUACGAUGCAAGCUCAGCACUAGGGCAAAACUGGGAUCAGGCUCCCGACACAAAACGGCCUCUCUACCCAUUAACCCUUCAUUUCCAGCACCCACCACUUGCUACACGUUCUAGCUGCCCACCCGACUACCACGCGUCUGCUGCAUCUAAUACUCCAGACUCUCCAAUUGGCCGCUGUGUGGCUCCUAUCAGAGCAGAGAGCGCAUCAGAAUCUCGUCUUUAUGAGCAUCGCUACAUAUCUCAACAUCACCACCUAAUGAAAGCUUUGCCCACCUGGGCACACUAUAGGGAGUCGCCAACACUUCCUCGGUACAGGCCUGAUGGCUAUCAUAGCCUGUCAGAUACAUGCCAGGCAUCGUGGCACUCACCUCAGUGGGCACAAGAUGGUUACACGCCACAUCACAUGUCUCAUCCCACUCUCCAUUCAGCUCUAUCUAACUAUUUGAGUCACCCGCUGCCGCCUCCUCAAUCUCCUCUACCAAGCCACCUUGGCCCAUCCUUAUACACAUCACAGCAGCUGUCCAAUUCUCCAGGGCUCAGUCGGUAUGGAGAUGCGAGGGAGAAAGCGUAUGCCAACCUGUGCAACAUCUUUCCCUCGGAGCUAGUGAGUCGGGUGAUGGCGAGGAGUCCCCAUGUCACGGACCCACAGCAGCUUGCGGCUGCCAUCCUGGCGGAGAAAGCUCAGAUGGGCUACUGAAGCAACUGUAUCAGCGCAUAAUUUUAAGGGAAUCCAGAAUACUUGGCCAUCAGUGAAAGACUGACACCUGAUAAGAUCUAGUGUGAUGACCAAACGAGUGAACAAUGUUGAUUGUGUGAAAGUAUCACUAUUUAAUCUACCUGGAGGCAGCCAAUUGUUUGGCAGUUACAUAAACACUGCAUACUCAAAUUAAGAUGUGUGUUGACAGUUAUCUUGUUAAUGACAAAGGCUUUGGGCCACAUGUAGUUAUGCAAAUGGUCGAUCCUUUGGCGUGUACCUUAGUUUUAGUAAGGGACAUCUUUCUCAUUAUGUGCGCUCUUUCUCUCUCUGUCCAUUUAUGUAUGUGUAUAAUGUAUAUGUGCGUGCGUGUGCAUGGGUGUGUGUAUGCAUAUAUAUAUAUAUGCAUACACACACGUAUAUAAAUACACAUUAUUAAUAUACUGUAUAUCUCCAUGUCGUGAAAAAGUAUUUGCUCCCUUCUCAAAUUGUUUUGGUUUCUUUAUAUAAGUCCAUCCAUCCAUCCAUCCAUCCAUCCAUCCAUCCAUCC
Messenger RNA from Syngnathoides biaculeatus (alligator pipefish), 3905 nucleotides. Its product is annotated as probable ribonuclease ZC3H12C. Gene Ontology annotation, molecular function: RNA endonuclease activity; mRNA binding; metal ion binding. The coding region runs from base 587 to 3358 and encodes 923 amino acids. The transcript has 6 exons. Gene Ontology annotation, cellular component: cytoplasmic ribonucleoprotein granule; nucleus. NCBI's taxonomy places the organism in Eukaryota, Metazoa, Chordata, Actinopteri, Syngnathiformes, Syngnathidae. The record is from RefSeq and is a predicted model, not a curated record.